Molecule: messenger RNA, 4591 nt
Organism: Tilletiaria anomala UBC 951
Lineage: Eukaryota; Fungi; Basidiomycota; Exobasidiomycetes; Georgefischeriales; Tilletiariaceae
Product: Pkinase-domain-containing protein
Exons: 4
Coding region: 301-4218 (1305 amino acids)
Biological process (GO): protein phosphorylation; cellular response to oxidative stress
Molecular function (GO): hydrolase activity; calcium/calmodulin-dependent protein kinase activity; ATP binding
Source: RefSeq, a predicted model, not a curated record
AACCGCACUCGCACUUUCACGACCCAAGCCAUCGUCUCUCUUAUUUGUCAUUACUCAAUAUAACUCAAGCAUACCACAGCGUCCAACGCAACGUAACACACAUAACCCCCACGCGAGCGACGACGGCAACGAACGACCACCCUGCCACGUUAAUCUCUCAUUGAACGACUGUUAGGGGUACAGACUCAAGUCCUGUGAUUCGACGCCUGCAACUUAACUUUUAUACUUGGCCCCAGAUCAUAUAGCAAAGACGCACCAUACACGUCAUCGUGUUGUCUAUAAUAACAGACCUUUGACACCAUGGCCGGUUCCGAGAAGGAAAGGCACUCCUCGGGUCAUACCUCGCACAAGCUCUCACAUGCUUUCCGCACCUGGUUUCGAGAUACCGAGGAGGACGGGACGCCACUGCUUCCGCAUCAGCUGUCGCAAAAGUACAAUGUCCGGCCAAAGAUUCUGGGGCAAGGCUCCUUUGCGGUCGUCAAACUAGUCGCGGACAAACAGACAGGCGAACAGCGUGCGCUGAAGAUUAUCGCCAAGAAGCCCCUCAAGGACAAUAACGAAAAGAUGCUCAAGGAGGAGAUCAACAUCCUGGGGAAAGUCGAUCAUCCCAAUAUCCUCAAGAUGCAUGACCUUUACGAGACCAAAGAGGGUGUCUUCAUCGUCACGGACUACUGCGAGGGUGGCGAGCUAUUCGACCGGCUCGUCGAAAAGGUGCAUUUCAACGAGCUUGAUGCGCGGCAUGUCGUCAAGCAGAUCUUCAGCGGCGUCGAAUACCUGCACAAGAUAGGCAUUAUCCAUCGCGAUCUCAAGCCAGAAAAUAUCCUACUCAAAGACAAGGCAGACCCGAGCGAUAUUGUCAUCUCCGAUUUCGGGCUCUCGCGCUUCAUUCCCGCGGACGGACUACUGAUGACCGCAUGCGGGUCACCGCAGUACGUCUCACCGGAAGUUCUCCUGGGCAAAGGCUACGGCCCUGCCGUUGACAUCUGGUCCUCGGGCGUCAUCACAUAUUGCCUCCUGGCCGGCUACACACCCUUCUAUGGUGAGGACCAGCCGUCGCUGUUCCGGCAGAUUGUCGAGAUGCGCGUUGAGUUCGAGCCGAAGUACUGGUCCGAAAUCAGUGACAUCGCCAAGGAUUUCAUCUGCAAGUGUCUCUGUCCCGCGGAGAAGCGCCUGACGGCCGCGCAGGCGCUGCAGCACCCCUGGCUCACCAACUUGCCUGAGCUACAUGACGAGAAGGCCGAGCGCGGUGCAUGUCUCAAGGAGUGUGCCAAGCGUCACGGUGAAAAGGCCGCGGCGAAGAAGAAGCUUGGACGCGCCAUCACGGCGAUGGAAGUCGUCGCGUAUCUAAACAAGCUCCACUCGCUGCGUGAGGGACACCACGAGGUGCUCCCAAGUGAGAGCCUUGAGAACUUACGUGGCAUUGUUGACUCGAUCAAGCGCCAUCGCCGCGGGCCUAGCCUGCCACAUGGCGACGACGAGAUAGACGAGCUGGAUGAGAUGGUCGAGAAGGCCAAGGCGCAGGUGCACGUGCAGCAGGAACAGGGCUACCACGGGGCGUUACCGCCUGCGCAUGAUAGUGGUGCCGGCCGCGCAAGUAGAGCUAUGCAGGGCGUGGAACGUGAUGAGACGCACGCGACGCUUUCACCCGACGAAGCGUCAAUUGGGGCAAAGGCGCCGGGAAGCAAAGGCGGCAGCGGUAUGAUGGGCGUCGAUCUGGUCGUCAUGUCCGUGCUCAUGCCGGAAGGCUGGCCAUCCUUGCCAAAAGAGACCAAAGACGGUGAGGCAAUCAGCAGCGCCGCGAGCACGAGCAGUGGAAAGGACGGCAGCAAUGUGAACGCCGAGCGCGACAGCGAGCCGGUACCUGCCCCCGCGCCUGCGCCGAUGAUGCAAGCUGAGCUCCCCGCCUCUGCCGCCAAAGCACUGUCCAUGGUCGCGGCUGAGUCAGGGCUCGCUGAUGGGCCGAAUGGAGACGAUAGCGUGGAGGCUGCCUCUGUGACAAGCAGCAGUCCUGCGCAGUCUACCGUCACGCUCAAGCCUUCGAAUGCGCAAAAGUCAAAGCAGCAGUUGUCUGUCUCUGCGCCUCUUGACAACAGGAGGAGAAGUACCGAGACGGCAGAGGAGAGACUAAAGCGCCAAGAGAAGCAUCCACAGCGGCACGGCUCUUACACCCCGCGUGAGACCUCCACCUCGACCAAAGCGGCGCUGAACACGCUUCUCGAGCCGUACAAGAAGGGUAAUCUGCCAUCCUCUGCGCGCCUCGAUCCGACCGUGCCAACUCGCCAACCGACCAAGAUCACGCUCUCCAACGCCUGGCGGUACCUCCCGUUCAUCGUCCAUCAAGGUGUCUCUAUCGGCUCGGCUCUCGCUUCGCAUGCCUUCUACGGCCCCCCAAAGAAGAGCUGGGGAGUCGAGCUGAGCGUUUUCACCAAGAUCUUGCGCGACUGCGCGCAGUACUCCGAGUUUGCGACGAUCCAAGGUCUUCAGCAAUUCUUCGAUCUCGGCAGCUUCUUGCCCAUGCCCAAGGAUGGCCUCAUAACGCCCGUCACCUUCCGCGUCAAUAAGCGCGGGCUCAAGGGUUUCCUUGCUGAGGCUGACGCCGCGGAGGAUGGCACGCGCGAGAUCACCGGCGAGUGGGUCGUCGGCAAGCAUACAUGGAAGCGCCUGCAAGCCGAAUGGCGGAGCAAGCAGGAAAAAGGCCGUGAGCGCGUCAUCCUCUACUUCCACGGCGGCGCCUACUUUGUCAUGUCCGCCGCCACGCAUCGUCCGCUGACGAUCGCGCUGAGCAAGUACACCGACUGUCGCGUCUUCGGCAUCAACUAUCGCCUCGCGCCUGAUACCAAGUUCCCAGGCGCGCUGCACGACUGUGUGUCGAGCUACUUCAGGCUGGUCGAUGAGCUUGGCAUCCCGCCAAACAACAUCGUACUCGGCGCCGAUAGUGCUGGUGGCGGGUUGGCCAUGGCUACGAUGCUCUACCUGCGCGAUCAUGGCUAUCCGUUGCCGUCCGGCGCGAUGCUUUUCAGCCCCUGGGUCGAUUUGACCAUGUCCUGCGACUCGUGGGAUACUAACGCACAGUACGACUACCUGCCCCGUCCCGCGCCUGGCGACCACAUGAAUCCGGUCACUGCCUACUUGGGACAGAAUAUUGACAAAUACCUCACCCACCCGUAUGCCAGCCCUCUUUUCGGAGACAUGAAGGGCCUUCCACCGCUGCUGAUUCAAUGCGGAGAUGCCGAGGUGCUCCGUGAUGAAGGUACGCUGUUGGCCCACAAAGCUUCCAUGGCAGGCGUGUCUGUCCGGCAUGAGAUGUACGAGGACUGCGUGCACGUCUUCCAAGCAUUCCUCUUCCUUGAUGCCUCUCGCAAGGCACUGCAGAGCGCGCGGCACUUUGUUCGCACUGCGCUUGACCGGCGCGGACGCACGCGCUCGCACGUCAGCGACAAGGUGCGCAAGGAGAUUGAUAGGGAGAUGCGCGUCAACAUGUCUACCGCUAAGGGCGAGCGCGUGGAGCCGCGCACCGGCGAGAAGGAAGGGCCCGUGACGAGUGUUAGCGACCCUGAGGAUCGCGAUUCGGACCGAGACGAUGAGCAGUGGGAGCUUGACCACGAGGCCGCGGCGGAGAGCAGCAGUGCAGGUACUGGCCCCAGCGUGGGUGCUGCAGCAGGUCGGGCUGCGCGUCGCGCGUUCGGCAUGGCCGAGAAGGCUUUCGGCAUCGACAAUCAGGCGGUCACGGACAUGACGAGCCGUGGCGCAGGGCAACACGAUGCACGCCGUUCCUCGCCUCGGCCGGAGCCGCAGUGCAGUCGAACCCAGCCGUCAUCGCCAGUCACCCACAGGACUCUAUACCCGUUCCAAGCCGGUGCAGGUGCAGGAAAGGGCCCAGCAGCGGGGACCGCACCGCCUUCAACGGAUUCCUCACGCCAUCGUCAUACCUCUUCGUCUUCUUCCUCGUCCAUGUCCGCAACAUACAUGCGCCGCGCGACGCCGUCCAUGUCUCUAGAGGAAGCGCGCGCAUCCGCGUCCGCGGGCAUUCGGGCGCAGCAUCUGCACGGAUCCAAAGGGCAUCAUGCAGCAGGCAAAUUCCUCGAGGGCAAAGUUCCGCCUGUCAUCUCCAAGCCUCGGCUGAGCACGCGCAGCACCAGCAACCUUGCGCUUGACCAGCUUGUCAAGAGCUUCGAGAGGGAGCCGGCUGUAAAGACUGCCAGGUGGACGGCAGAUUGAGUCAAAAUCAGCUGGCGUUUGCAUGUGGCUUUGCAGGAUCCGCGGCGCGAACAGAGAUUAAGCAGGAAACGUAAUACAAGAACGUCAUGUAUUGUAGCGGACCGUUUUCCUGGCUCCAUGCGCAUUAGACUGUCCUAACUUGUCCUAUCCACACUCAUGCCACUGGAUGUCGGAGUUACUUUCUGACCAGUUGGUGAAAGUUGCAGCAAAUUGAAGAGCUUAAUGUCGUGGGCACUCUUUGUGUGGUGAUAGCUCGUCUGUGAGCCCUGGCCCUGACCUGGACACCCGAGUGUGCGCAAACAGACAUACACGCGACAGGGAUGCUGACUACCCACAGAAGAGCACACGUCGUGUGCCAAAGAAUGUUCCGUAA